AUGGCGAGACUCAUUGAUGAUGCCGACUUUGAUGCCGGCGAAGCAUCUUGGAAUGUACCACCUCCACGGUCCGACUUUGGAAAUGAUUAUGCAUACAAUGGACUCCGGUGCGUUACUCUGAGUCUUCCUACCAAUAUGACCGAGUUGCGAAAACAAGGUCAAACAACUUCUAUACAACGAAAGGUGACUGCGACCACACGAAAAGACACACCAUCUUGGUCUUCAUACUUUCGUUUAUUCGCGUAA
Molecule: messenger RNA, 246 nt
Organism: Protopolystoma xenopodis
Lineage: Eukaryota; Metazoa; Platyhelminthes; Monogenea; Polystomatidea; Polystomatidae
Source: the annotation of a GenBank genome assembly